AUGGUGCUCGUUGGCAGUAAGAUGUUCCAGUGUGUUUCAUUCCUCAUGGCGUCCGAGAUUGGAGGGAAAUCCAUGAGAAAGAAGUUCAUGGGUUAUGGUACUUCGGUCGAUGUACUUUCCGCCUUUGUGUUCACUUUCUGUCUGCCCUACCUCCUAAAAAAGCCAGGAGCUGGGCUGGGUCCCAAAGUCGGCUGGAUCAUAGCGGGUGAUUCUCUGUUCGCGUUCAUAUUCGCAGUGUUCUAUGUUCCUGAAAUCGCCGGUCGAUCCCUAGAAGAAAUGGACGAGCUAUUCGAAUUGCGACUUUCGGCCUGGCAAUUUAAGAACGCUCAAACAACCGGUGUGGGUCACCGAAUCGCACAAAUGGAAGCUGGAGAAGUCGCUGGAAACAAGCUGGAAAUGGAUGAUCUCACUGUGAGUGUAUAG
Kwoniella botswanensis is the source of this 423-nucleotide messenger RNA. RefSeq lists its product as uncharacterized. The transcript is spliced from 5 exons. Gene Ontology annotation, biological process: transmembrane transport; carbohydrate transport. The coding region runs from base 1 to 423 and encodes 140 amino acids. Gene Ontology annotation, cellular component: membrane. Gene Ontology annotation, molecular function: carbohydrate:proton symporter activity. The record is from RefSeq and is a predicted model, not a curated record. Lineage: Eukaryota; Fungi; Basidiomycota; Tremellomycetes; Tremellales; Cryptococcaceae.